GAUGCCAACAGAUAUUGUUAUAAACGUGGGCUUAAAGAUGAAGGCAUUAACAAAUCAUCGUCAGACAGAUACGUAACAACGAAACCACCAGUGAAAAUGCGCAAUGAGGUAGAAGCAAGAGUUCAUUUCAGUGGUGGAGCAACCUUUUCAGAGGAAGGUAACCAAUAUACCUCCGAGUUUAAAGCUGCCGAAGCCUACCAAUAUGCAUAUGGCUUUUAUGAUGAUACAGCCAAUGAAGAUGAUAAGAGCAAACGAACACAGAUAUACAGCCUGAGAUCACCUACGCCGCCAUUGCUCCCACCCCGUGGGACUACAGGGACAAGGCCGGAUCUGGUGUCCAAUACCUUUCCAGAUGACGAUGAUGAAAUUUAUGAAGGGUUCGACUAUGUGCAAGUUGUAAAAGAAUACGAUCCGAAAUAUAGCGGCCAGCACUCCUUGAAAGUCGGAGAUGUGUAUCGCAUUCAAAACCCUCUACUAGAUGGAGAUGACGACGGCUUCUAUCGUUCGAUUGAGGGCAAGUUAAUUCCAAAAGACAAUGUGAAAAUCUUUCAAAAGAAACCAAUACCAACGCCGAAAAAGAGGACUAUUUUCCCUCAUGAAGAUACCGGUUACACACAAAUUCCCAAACCCGAUAAACAGUUGCCUCCAUCAGAAAAAUCACAACAAAACGAUACUGGUAAAACGUCCGACAGGGAACUGCUGAUGAAUCUAUUAGAAGCGAAUAGGAAGAUAUUGGAAUCCCAAGAUGAGAUCAAGUCUUCACUUGCAGAACAUCAGAAAAUACUGAAUGUGGUGUGUGAAACACCUGUUUACCAGGAGUAUUACAAUUCAACACAGACAGGGGGAUGUCAGCUACCGCAAACAGAAGAUGUCUACGAAAUGUGCAAAGACGAAAACGAUGAACUGUAUUCACAAGCUGAACCAGAUGUUCCAGCCCUCGAUGACGGCGGAGAGGAAUCCGAUCAUUAUGUCGAAGCAGACGCAGAUGGAAACUUGACCAUCAAGACAAUGAGUAAUUUCAAAAACAUCAGGCUAUAAAGUGGACAUUUUCAAAACGAAGAGUGUUUGACGCGAACAUCGCGAAUUAUUAGGAAUUUUAGUAUGUUUGUCAUAUUUUACCAGUUCAAUUAUUUAAUAACUAUACUUAUAAGGUAUUUUGACUUCUGAUUUUACUCCUAAUUUUGAAUCCUGAUUAACUCCUGAAAUUUGUCCGCUGAUACAGUAGUCCGUGCUUUACGAUUUGUUAUUGUCUGCUGCAGAAUAUAUAGAUAUGCCAUAGCAAUAAUGUGUCAGAGUUUUCAGCAGUAAGGCCUCUUUUGGGAUUUCAUAAUAUUUAGAAACUGUCUAUUAGUUAA
Molecule: messenger RNA, 1355 nt
Organism: Mya arenaria
Lineage: Eukaryota; Metazoa; Mollusca; Bivalvia; Myida; Myidae
Exons: 14
Coding region: 97-1038 (313 amino acids)
Source: RefSeq, a predicted model, not a curated record